AAAACAUUGUGUGCAUACUGUGUUAUUUAACUUGGCAGGACCUCUCUGACCAGCCUUUCAGAGUACGGUAUAUAAAGAUGUUGCAGGUGCAUGUGAGCGGCAGAGGAUCUGGAGACAGGUGAGUUCUGGACAAAAUGGCCUCCACGCUGGUCCUCCUGCUUCUGGUCCUGGUCUCGCUGGCCUCUGCGUCACAUUACUUCGGGGGGAGCCUUACCUUCACCUACAAAGGAAGAAACCCUGAUGGGACAUUUAAAGUGGACUUGCGCAACCGGGCGACCUUUGAUGGGUGUCAAGACUCCCAUUACUGGUAUUGUUACAACGGCAACUGUGGCGGCAGCUCCAGCUAUCAAGUAGGCGUGCUGGACCGGAGCAGCAACGCCCCCCAAUAUAACCGGGAAUGGUGUGAAACCGAAAGAGUCACUAGGAGAAACGUCCCAACUGACAGACCUUUUCAAAUGAGGGCAGACAGCUGUUGUUGGAUUUCAACUCGUAAUGGGCUUUUUAAUUGGAAACUACUGACGUCAGUGGAUUUGGGAUCAAGAUCUGACACCGGACAACCCAACCACUCACCUGACAUUGCCAUUCUACCUUUCCUACGAGUUCCCCAGAACUGCCCCCGGACAUACAAGCUGAUGUCCUUUGACCCCGAUGGCGACAGAGUUCGAUGUAGAUAUGGAAGUCUCAGCGAGGGAGAGUGCAGCACAUGUAACCAACCCUCAGGCUUUAUCUUAGAUGAGGGCUCUUGUUCAUUACACUACCUCAACUCCAACGCCGACCCCAGUCCUUAUGGAUUUGAGUUGGUGGUGGAGGACUUCCCACAAAGGCAUAUCACUCUGGCCUACACUGAUGGGGGCAGAGACUUCAGGGCUCCACUGACAGCAAGGAGAAAGAGACAAGUUGCUUAUGCUACAACUACAGCCGGAACCACAGCUGUCCCAUGGUGGAGCUGGUGGUAUACUACAGCCCCACCCACAACUACAGCCGAACCCACAGCCGGAACCACAAAUCCAUGGGGCUCAUGGUAUACUACAGCCCCACCCACAACUUCAUGGGAAUGGUGGUAUACUACCGACCCACCCACAACUACAGCCGAACCCAUAGCCGGAACCACAAAUCCAUGGGGCUCGUGGUAUACUACAGCCCCACCCACAACUCCAUGGGGAUGGUGGUAUACUACAGCCCCACCCACAACUACAGCCCCACCCACAGCACCAUGGGGCUGGGGGUACACGUACCCUGGCACCACAAGAAACCUGCAGGCCACCACUCCUCCUCUCAGUAAACUACCAUUGCAGUUCUCCGUCCUUGUGGACCCACCUGCUCCCUCAUGUCAGGAGGGACACUACUUGCCUCAGUUUGUGCACCCUACACCUGCACAUGGAGCUCGCAUCCAGGCAGAGAUCAACAAAGAAGUGGAGAUCAGAGUCAAAGCACAAGCUGCAUACGCAACAAUACAUGGUAUCAUCAUCAGUGGACCAAUGAACAUCAGCAAGCACCAGACCGGAUAUGACGAGUUUGUCAUUAGGUGGUCGCCUACCCUGGAUGACCUGGGAGAUCAUUACCCAAUCUGCUUCGCUGUCGAAGCAGUGACCGGAGCCAGUGGAACGCCUUUUCCAAGCACAACCCAAAGUUACCAUUACCACCCCCCCCCAUCCUCACAGUCGGGUGUCUAUCAGUCCGAGAUGAGGUGUGUUCUGGUUGACAUCCGGAAGGAGCAAGUUAAAUCCCAUGUGAUCUGCGGCGAGUCCUCAAUGACAGUAUCAGUUGAGAAAUCUUCGUUCCGUGGACUCAGUGAGGAAAAUUUGCGGCUCAGUGACUCCAGCAACACCGCCUGCAGCCUCCAGCGUCACUCCAACAGCACUCACAUCGUCGCUGUUGUCCCCCUCAACGCCUGCGGCACUCAGAUCGAGGAAAAUGGUGAAAACCUCAUUUUCAAGAAUACAGUCACCUUAGUCACCCACCCAAAAGACGUGAUCAUCCGGAAAUGUCUGCUGGAGCUGAAGUUCGAAUGCAACUACCCCAAAAGUGUACAAGUGAAACAGAGCUUCAGUGCACACAGGAAAAACGUCAUAGAGUCGGAGAAAGGCCUCGGCACGUUCACCUACAAGUUUGAGUUUUAUCCUGAUAAGAAAUUCCUAACCCCGCUUGCACCAGACACAUACCCUCUGGACUGUGACAGUGAGCAGACCCUUUACAUGCAGAUAGAGGUUGCCUCCUCAAUUGAGAACACCGAGUUGUUUGUGGAGUCCUGCAGCGCGUCACCAUAUGACAUUCCAAACUACAAGACAACCUACCCCAUCAUUGACAAAGGGUGUGCAAAGGACCCGACUGUUGUGAAUUAUAGCCGCCCCCACGACACAAAAUUCCAGUUCAGCAUGGAGGCCUUUAAGUUCAUUGGCUUGCAUGAGCAGGUGUACAUCAGCUGUUCAGUCAUGAUCUGCAGAUUAGGACAACCUGACACCAGGUGCUCCCAGGGAUGCGUCAACUCCAGAUCACGGCGAGAUGAUCAGCAUCAUCACCUCAUCAAGAGAGAGGUUGUCACUCAGAGUUCCAGGCACUUUGUGUCCCAGGGUCCCCUGCGCUUAAGGAGAUCAGCAGAGAGCCCCAGAAGCCCAGGGAUCAACCUGAACAUGAACCUGGUUUUCAUCGCUGGAUGUCUCCUUGCAGCCGUUGGCAUGAUCAGUUCCGCAGUCAUCUACAAAGCCAAAAUGUCAAGGGACAAAUACCAACCUUUGCCCUCAUUUGAAGAUUAAGACAGCAGCGUGUGCAGGAUACCAGUCAUGUAUCAACUACAU
Messenger RNA from Etheostoma cragini (Arkansas darter), 2795 nucleotides. RefSeq lists its product as uncharacterized. The coding region runs from base 135 to 2753 and encodes 872 amino acids. The record is from RefSeq and is a predicted model, not a curated record. Lineage: Eukaryota; Metazoa; Chordata; Actinopteri; Perciformes; Percidae. The transcript has 14 exons.